Molecule: messenger RNA, 1335 nt
Organism: Ananas comosus (pineapple)
Lineage: Eukaryota; Viridiplantae; Streptophyta; Magnoliopsida; Poales; Bromeliaceae
Product: rust resistance kinase Lr10-like
Exons: 2
Coding region: 46-1251 (401 amino acids)
Biological process (GO): protein phosphorylation
Molecular function (GO): protein kinase activity; ATP binding
Source: RefSeq, a predicted model, not a curated record
AACAGCAAUCACUAUUAUCGCUACGCAUUCGCUGUGGUUGUUGCAAUGGAGAUUGCGAAGGUUUUACUAGCAUUAUGGGUGUUAGGGAGGUUCGUUUUUGCACCAAUUUCGCUUCUCAUUUUACUGGCUUAUAAGUUAUGGAUCAGUCAUGUGUCUAUUGACAUUGUAGAAAAGUUUCUCCGAGAACAGCAAAUGCUCUCAACUACGAGAUAUUCCUAUACUGAUAUCAUUGCAAUCACGGGCCACUUUCGAGAGAAGCUAGGACAAGGAGGAUUUGGGUCGGUCUUUAGAGGUACACUCUUAAAUGGCCAACAUGUUGCCAUCAAGAUGCUCGGAAAUUAUCAAUUCAACGGAGAAGACUUCAUCAAUGAGGUCUCAACAAUUGGCAGGAUUCACCAUGUAAAUAUAGUGCGGCUUAUUGGUUUUUGCUCAGAAGGAUCAAAGAGGGCUCUUGUUUACGAGUACAUGCCUAAGGGAUCAUUGGACAAGUAUAUCUUCUCGGCAAGAGGAACUAGUAAUAGGCCCUUUUCCUGGGAUAAGCUCAAUGAAAUAGCACUUGGGGUGGCUCGGGGUAUCGAUUACUUGCAUCGAGGAUGCGACAUGCAGAUUUUACAUUUCGACAUCAAAUCACAUAAUAUUCUCCUAGACUGCCAUUUCAACCCAAAAGUUUCAGAUUUUGGACUUGCAAAGUUAUACCCAAAGAAUUAUAGUCUUGUUUCUCUUAGUGCAGCAAGAGGAACCAUUGGAUAUAUUGCUCCGGAAUUAGUAUCAAGGAAUUUUGGUGUUGUAUCUGACAAAUCUGAUGUCUAUAGCUUUGGAAUGCUAUUAUUGGAGAUGGCAGGAGGCAGAAGGAAUGUGGACAACAUAAUGGCAAAUACAAGCCAAGUUUACUAUCCUUCUUGGAUCUAUGAUCAACUUACACAGAAUAAUGGGAUCAUUGAAAUAAAUAACAAUAUUGAGAUUUAUGAAGUAGAAAGAAAGCUAUGUAAAGUGGGGUUGUGGUGCAUUCAAAUGAAAUCGUCAAAUCGCCCGUCUAUGGACCAAGUUGUGGAGAUGUUGGAAGGGGAUACGGAUAACUUGCAAAUGCCACCAAGGCCCUUCUUUGCAUCCUCACAGCUAAUCUCCGCAAGUCAGUCUUCCAUGCAAUCCAUCUCAAUAGAAUUAUCGAUCAUUUUGGAGCAAGAAGACUGUUCAAAUUCAGACAAUAAUAUAAAGGAUGUAAAAUUUGUUAGUUCAAUUACUCAAAGCUAAGUUUGCUGUUGCGUGGAGCAACUCAGUUAUAUGCCAAUGAUUUUCAAAGCAUUUCAUGGCUAGUAACUUGAGGAUUAUCUAUAU